Molecule: messenger RNA, 2862 nt
Organism: Anopheles marshallii
Lineage: Eukaryota; Metazoa; Arthropoda; Insecta; Diptera; Culicidae
Product: echinoderm microtubule-associated protein-like 2
Exons: 7
Coding region: 1-2862 (953 amino acids)
Biological process (GO): microtubule cytoskeleton organization
Cellular component (GO): mitotic spindle
Molecular function (GO): microtubule binding
Source: RefSeq, a predicted model, not a curated record
AUGAGCAACGAAACCGAUCAGGAAACGCCUGCUACGGUUGGUGGGGAUGGGGAUGUUUUAAAAAGUUCCACCAUAACGGCUCAACAACAUCAUCAUCAUCACAUAAUGUCCACCAGCGUUGAGGAGGUGGAUGAACAGAUGCUGGAGAUGGCACAAUCGACGACCACCGUUAACAACAGCCAAGUGCAAAAGUCAUACAAACAUUUGCAUGAAUUUUCGGAGGAAAUGCUGGAAACGGAAAAGGCCGGCCUGGUGGAGCGUGUGUAUGAUCUCGAACGGCAAGUACUGGAGCACAAGGAUGAGAUCGUCUGCCUCAAGUCCACGCUGGCCGAUGUGUUGCGUCGGCUGGCCACGAUAGAUAACAGCUACGAGAACAGCACAAGUGGUAGUGGCCGUGGUGGAACUGGCACGCCUGCAGGAGGCGGAAUGAGUACGGGAGGUGGAGGAGGGGGAGGAGUACAUCAUGCGGUCAGUGAUAACGUGUCCGGCACUGUACAGAAUAGUAGUUUAUCCAGCAAAAGUUUUCGCUUCUCCCGCAAUACCCUCACGAGGCUGAAUUCUACGGUGGAGGAAAAACGUUUCGGCCGGGUACCGUCCCGUGUGACCAGCUCACCGUCACGCAUGAAGCCGAACCUCGCGCAAAAGGCCAUCCACUACUCUAACGGUUCGCUACAUUCCGACUCGAUGAGCAGCCAUUCGAUCUCACCGGCACCGUCCCCUUCGCCAAGGCAACCGAAUGCGUCCGCAUCCGUCAACUCGCACCAUGCACUGCUCGCGUCUUCCGGCAUGGGAAAACGGUGGUCCUCGACGGGGGAUUUCAUCAGCACGCCGGGCAGCCCGAGCGGCACCGGAAGCAGUGGAAGCAUGUCAAGGUUUUCGGCCAAAUCACUGCUGAAUCUCAGUGGCAAUUCUAGCCGCCAGGGCCAAUCGCAUCCGUAUGUGCAACGUAAAAACGACGAUGACGAGUACGUGAAGCUGUACAUCAGCGGGCGCCCGAUCGUCAUACACAUUCCCGAAGCACAACUGUCCACGUACGAGCUGACGAAGGUACAGCCGGCUCCAAAUAGACGUUUGCGGCUCGAUUGGGCGUACGGAUAUCGGGGCAAGGACUGUCGUUCAAAUCUGUACCAACUACCCACCGGGGAAAUGGUAUACUUUGUCGCAGCCGUCGUCAUCCUGUACAACAUGGACGAACACACGCAGCGACACUAUCUCGGCCAUACGGACGAUGUGAAAAGUUUGGCCGUACAUCCGAACAAGCUGCUCGUUGCUAGUGGACAGUGCGGUGGUCAUGAAGGACGCGAAUCGUUACCUCACAUCCUUAUCUGGAAUUCGGUCUCGUUGGCAACGCUAAACAUGGUUGGGUGUGGAGAAUUUACCGGGUCGAUCAAUUGUCUCUCGUUUAGCCGUGCGGACAGUGGCAACAUACUGGCCGCUAUUGACGAUUCGCCCGACAAGAUCAUAUCGAUAUGGGACUGGCAGAAGAAGGACGGUGGGCGUAAGAUCACCGAAACGAAGUGUUCCGUCGAUACGGUCGUUGCGGUCGAGUUUCAUCCGCUCGACAAGGGACAGAUCAUUACGAUCGGGAAGAAUCACAUCGCCUUCUGGUCGCUCGAUCAGAACGGUAUGCUGUACAAGCGGAUGGGUGUGUUUGAAAGCUUCGAAAAGCCGAAGUACGUGACGGCGAUCUCGUUCACGCAGGCGGGUGACGUCGUGACCGGUGAUUCCAGUGGCAAUUUGGCUGUCUGGAAGCGUGGCACUAACGUUAUUAGCCGGUUUCUGAAGAAAGUGCACGAAGGUCCCGUGUUUACGAUUUGCGCGCUAAGGAAUGGUGGAUUCGUGACGGGCGGUAAGGACGGAUUGCUGUUGCUGUUCGACGAUGCACUGCACAUGAAGGCGGAACAGAUAGUUGAAGCACACUUCGGUGCAGUACGUGUGGUGGCACAGGGCAAAGGUUCCCAACUGUUGAUCGGCACGACAAAGAAUUGCAUCCUGUCCGGCGACUUUACACUUAGCCUGGUACCGAUCGUGAUGGGUCAUACGGAUAUACUGUGGUCGCUGGCAACGCAUCCACAGGUGGCACAAUUCGUUACCGGUGGCAGAGAUAGACUGUUGCAGCUGUGGGAUUCGCUCUCGCAUUCGGUAGUGUGGAGCAAGGAUAUCGGCGAACCGAUACACUCGGUACAGAUAGCGAACAACGGUGAUGUUAUUGUGGCGGGAGGCGUUGGUGGCCGUUGGUCCGUGUUCGAUAUUGUGACGCGGGAACUGUUGGCGACGUACACCGACGGACAGGAGGUGAUACAGUGCCUGCAGUUCUCACCCGACGGGAAUCUGCUGGCGGUCGGUUCCAAAGACAACUGCAUCUACGUUUAUCAGUGCACGAAGGUGGCGCACCGAUUUUCCAAGAUUGGAAAAUGCACGGGUCAUUCUAGUUUCAUAUCACAUGUCGAUUGGUCAAAGGACAGCCAAAUAUUGCGUUCUAAUUCCGGCGAUUAUGAAAUAUUAUAUUGGAAUCCAACACUCUGCCGUCAAAUAACGAGCCAAAGCACGGUGAAAAACCUCGAAUGGGCCACCCAAAAUUGUUCCGUAAGCUUCGAAACAAUUGGUAUUUGGCCGGAGAACUUUGACGGCACGGAUAUCAACAGUGUGUGCAAGGAUGGUGAGGAACAAUUCCUUGUCUGUGCCGAUGAUUUCGGCAAAAUUCGACUGUUUAGUUUUCCCGCAUCGCAGCCAAAGUCGCUAUCGCAUAGUUACAAGGGUCACAGCAGUCAUGUAACGUCGGUACAAUUCAUGCACGAUGGCGUGCGUCUUUUAUCUGCCGGAGGUAUGGACACGAGUGUACUGCAAUGGAGAGUAGUGUAG